UAAAUACCCAAGACAAUGGAACUAUAUUCAAGAGCCAUUAUUCUUCAUCAUCAUCGCAAAGUAAAGAAGCUGAACAAGACGAGGAUGAGGGUUAACACCGCGGCGCUAGUGGUGGUGAUAGUGGUGGCGGUGAUGUUUGUGGGAGGGUCGAGAGGGUUGAGUCUGUGUAACAUGAACGAGGAAGGAAUAGCAGCCUGCAAGCCAUCAGUGAGUGAGCCAAAUCCAGUGGAUCCAUCCACAGAGUGUUGUAAAGCUCUCUCAGGGGCAGACUUGGAAUGUCUCUGCUCUUACAAGAACUCAUUUCAGUUACCACUUCUUGGCAUUGAUCCCAAUCUUGCCCUUGCUCUUCCUGCUAAGUGCAACCUCACUCUUCCUUCCGAUUGCUAAUAAUUAAUUAACUCUUGAUCCAAAGCACCUGGUCGUCUAAGUGUGUUUGUGAGUGUAUGUAUGUUUGUGUUGUGAUGAUUUAUCAUGUUUUCUAAGAUCUUGGUGUAAGUUUAAGGUUUGUGUUCCGACAUCAUUAAUGGCCACUGCGUCUGCUUUAUUAUUACUCAAAAAUGCCAUGAGUUCUUUAUUAAUGUGGCUGAACAGUGGUAGUAAUUGAGUGGUCGGCCAACGCUGAGGAAACAUGUGGCAACAACCAGGUCUCUUGGGCAAAAUAGUAUGGGUAAAAAAAAGUGCAAGGCUACGACAAAAUAAAACCAAAGUCAACUUUGUUUUAAGAGAUCUCUUCAUCUAAGUGGCAGAUCAUUGAUUAGGAUCCUAAGUUCGAAAUUGUCUUGUUAUGUCUGAAGAAUACAAGUUAGUCAGACAUGUAUAUUAGCCUUUUAUAGAGAGGUGAUCAACUUGAUGAUUUGUUUGUAAGAGAGAAUAGGAAAUUUGUCUAAUACAUUAAGAAUGGGAUUUUAUCAUGUUCAAUCCCAUUAACCAA
This is a messenger RNA of Prosopis cineraria, 931 nucleotides long. RefSeq names its product putative lipid-transfer protein DIR1. Bases 16 to 387 code for a protein of 123 amino acids. The transcript has a single exon. Gene Ontology annotation, biological process: systemic acquired resistance. Gene Ontology annotation, molecular function: fatty acid binding. NCBI's taxonomy places the organism in Eukaryota, Viridiplantae, Streptophyta, Magnoliopsida, Fabales, Fabaceae. The record is from RefSeq and is a predicted model, not a curated record.